This is a messenger RNA of Haemonchus placei, 1029 nucleotides long. The record is from the annotation of a GenBank genome assembly. NCBI's taxonomy places the organism in Eukaryota, Metazoa, Nematoda, Chromadorea, Rhabditida, Trichostrongylidae.
AUGACGGCUGAAGUGCGAAGGGAUUCAUUCAAGACGUUCUGGGACAAGUACUCAGAUAAACCUGACACUAAUUCAAUGAUGCUCAACCAGACUGCACAAGAUCUUGAAGCUAGCGAUAGAGCAGAUAUCCUGUCCAGCCUACCUCACCUAACCAACAAAGAUGUGGUCGAUAUUGGCGCUGGAAUCGGGCGCUUCACCACAGUUCUAGCAGAAACAGCUCGAUGGGUUCUUUCGACGGAUUUCAUCGAAUCGUUCAUCGAAAAAAAUCAAGAACGAAAUGCUCACAUGGGCAACAUCAGUUAUCAAAUAGGAGACGCAGUCCAUUUGCAAAUGGACGAGAAAAGGUGCGUUACUCGUGGAUCUCGUUUUUACGAAUUGGCUGAUGAUGUACCUCUCCGAUCGGGAAGCCGUCUGAAGACCGCCACGAUGCACUCAGCCGUUGACGCCAACCCAACACAUUACCGUUUCUCAUCACUGUAUAUUAAGCUUCUUCGAGCAAUCCGAUACCGGGACAGUGAUGGAAAAAUGUGGAAAUUUGAUGUGCAGUGGAGCUGCUCGGUGCCCACCUACAUACGGAGGUGCAAUAACUGGCGUCAAGUACAUUGGUUGACGAAGAAGGUACCGGCAGUUGGCGACGAAGAGACUUCAGUCGACGAUUUGCUCAACUUGUUCAGCCAGAUCUGGCCAGCCGAACAGAAGAAGUGGGAUGAGAAACUAGACAAUGAGAAAUACAGUUGGACUGAUAAGAUAUUUUCGAAUGCGAUCGAUGAAGAAGUGGUGCCGAAGAACAGUACCGCCUAUGUCUUCACACCGAGGCAACGAUCCCCCUUCUUGCACGUUAAUUCGCACCUUCUAGCAGAGAAGUUCACAUGCAAUGUAUGGAAUGUUGAAACAAAGGAGUAUUUGUAUCGCACCUCACUGACGAAGGCAAACAACCAGAAGGACCAACGAGUCCGCUUUGGUUGGAACGAUUCGUUGUCUUCGUCGAUUGAUUACUGGAAUCAGAGGGACGCUUCAUUUGACUGCAUG